AUUUCUUUACCACACUUCAGUGAAUCUUUAAGUCCUAUAAAACCACUGGAAUACACGAUUCAUAUUAUUCUGUUCCAACUUUUUAAAGAGUUAACAAAAUGUUCAGUCAACUAGUAGCUUUUGGUGUUCUAGUGGCAUGUGCCUACGCCGGCUUAUACGACGGCCAUGGUCAUGGCCACGCUGUCUCAUCUCAGAUCGUCGCUCGUUAUUUUAAGGGGCCUGCCGUGUCCCCUGCACAUUAUGGUCACUAUGUUCAUGCGCCAUAUUAUAGCGUCCACGAUUAUUACACUUAUCCCAAAUACGACUACGCUUACUCCGUGGUUGACCCUCACACCGGUGACCACAAGUCCCAGCACGAGAUCCGCGAUGGUGACGCAGUGCACGGCUCCUACUCUCUGCUGCAGCCUGAUGGCUCCGUGCGUACUGUCGACUACACCGCCGACGACCACACUGGAUUCCAUGCAAAAGUGCAUAAGUCUGUUCCACACGUAUAUAAGUCAAAUUAUGGACGCUAUCAUUACUGAUUUAAUAACGCACUAAUUUUGUAAUUAUCUUUGCACAAAUAUGGAAAUCAAAUACGUUUUUACACUCGUCCUUAUUUUUUAAUUGUUAAUUAAACUAUACAAUAGUCAGUAUUGUCUACACACGUACAAUUAAACUCUUGUUUAGUUAAAACUAAAAGUGCAGCGGGCUUAAUGAAAUUAACUAAGAACAUUUAAUACUAACGAAUAAUGUAAAACUAUUGUAGCGUCUUUGGAUAGUAUUGAAAUUAGGUCGGAUAACGAGUACGGGUCUAAAGGACGGUAAGGUUCGGAAAAGUUCCCCGAAGCGGACACUUGCGGGAUUUACCUGGUUGUUCUGCAAUGCGCGUAUUUGAUGGUCUUGCUGCACUGUUUGUUCAUUCACAACUAUCUGACACUUCCUUCUCCCUAAGCCCCGCAUGCGUAUGUGUCAACGCUCAACUCAAAGUUCGAAUUCCGAACCAGAUGUUCCAAAAGACGAAGAAAGAGCGGAGGAGGAUGGAAUGUGACAAAGGGUCGAAGAAGGUCGGUUGGAAUAAUAAAUAUGAGGAACGCGGAGACGAAACAACUAUGUUCUUGCUGCAUCUAUCUUACAAGAAGUCGUGCAAUAUUAUAAUACUUAAUUCAUUGUAAUAAAAAAUCAGCUAACAAUUGUCGACAAUGUGAUUUAAUGUAUCAAUCAAAUUAAUUGUCUCUGACAUAAUUUUUAUAGAGCAAUGUGCCUUGAAUAGCAAAGUCGUAAAGUCAAGGUACAUAGUCGCCUGACUGUAUAUCAUUUUCGUGCACAUAUUGUUUUAUAAAAACAUUAAAUUCACCAGAAUUCGGAUCAAUCUUAAAUCUGUAGUUAGACGAAAUGUUAUUUCCUUUCAUGUGAUAAUUAAAAUGUGAAUUU
Molecule: messenger RNA, 1413 nt
Organism: Papilio polytes (common Mormon)
Lineage: Eukaryota; Metazoa; Arthropoda; Insecta; Lepidoptera; Papilionidae
Product: cuticle protein 7-like
Exons: 4
Coding region: 99-524 (141 amino acids)
Cellular component (GO): extracellular matrix
Molecular function (GO): cation binding
Source: RefSeq, a predicted model, not a curated record